AUGGUGGAGACACAUAUUCCGUCGCUUGCAGAGGAUCAGGAUGUGCACAUCCAAUCAUGCCUACGAUACCCACCGUCGACGCCACACCUCAACGCAUUCGGUCUGGUGAUCAACAACUCGCCAACCAAUUCAGGUCGAGGCGUCUACGCUUCUCGAGAAAUCGCUUCGGAAACGCUGAUCGAGAUCAGCCCUGUCCUCCUCUUUCCGCCCGAAGAGUAUCACGAAUUCGGAAGCAAAACUCAACUUGACGGCUACACGUUCAUAUGGAAACGCACCAGCAAUCGCAGAGCCAUCAUGGCGCUCGCAUUGGGUCUGGGCAGUCUGUUCAACCACUCCAAGAGUCCAAAUGUGAAGUGGACGUUGGAUCAUUCAUCGCACUCGAUACGGUAUGAGACGGUGAGGAGGGUCGAGGAAGGCGAAGAGUUGUGUAUCUCAUACGGGACGGGGAGGAUGUGGUGGGAACCAGAGCUGACGGCAGAGGAAAGGGAAAGAGAAGAAACUGAGAGGAUCCGAAGCGAGGAUGUGAUACAAGAGGCGUUGCAGAUGGGAAGGAUUGGUUUCUCUGAUGAGCAAGUCGAGUCGGAGCAAGUUUCCGCAACCGAGGCUUCUCUCUCACCAAAAGAGAAGCGCCAAAGCGUCAGCAACGGUGUUGAUCUCGAGCUCAUGCAGAAAGCGGAUCGCAGUCAAUCACAGCGCCACUUCCCACCCAUGUACCGGCUGACUUGCGCCAUCGACCCGGCCACUCUUCCUCUGGCCACUCGAGACGCAUGGAUCAUCGACAUCGCACCCACAUCCGCUUCGCUCGCGGUCAAGUUCCUACAGAAACAGCCUGCAGUCCUGCAGAACCGCGACGACGGUCGACACUCGACUCGUCAUCUGCGAUCUUUUCGAACCACCUCGGAUGCGAAAACCAAGCUGUCUCGAACCCAAUUUCUGCUCUGCUUGCGAACCGCGUUUCCAGACCGCACCACCCUCGUCCAAUGGCUCUCUGAAAAAGCGGAGGGCAUCUUUGGUGAGCCUCCAGAGCCGUACUUGGCACCGGUACCUGUGAUCGCUGCACCGACAAAGCAGAGAUUGGCCGAAUGGCAGGCGGUUUGGCCGUGCAUUGUGCGGACGAACCCCAAAGAGCUCGUGCCAGCCAACGGCGGUGAUGGUGUAACGGCACCGGUGUUGCUCAUUGAUCGGCAGAAGGAUGCAGCCAUGUGGACGCAGGAUCGUGUCAGGCUGCGGUGGGCAUUGAACCGGUUCAAGCGCGUGGUGGCACUGGCGAGGCAUGCGCUGUCUCUGAGCGAUGAGCAAGCCAAGAGACGGGCGAUCGGUUCGGCGGUGCAUGUCACACACGCUUUCGAUGUAGCCAAGCGCAUGGUUCCGUCCGAGCAGAGCAUGUCAUGGAUCGAGCGAGAGGAGAUGUGUGACUGGUCGCAAUUGACUGGACCUACCGCCCCCUUGGUGGGUCGUAUCCAGCCACUACCAAGCGCGCGCACAUGCAGCUCGAGUGACAGCCAAGAUGAGUACAACGUGGAGAAAGUGCGUCUGCUCGACAGCUUGGCAAUGAGCGCUCAAGACUAUGCGCAAUUGCACGCGACGUCACGAGCUGUCUACACGUCUAACUCUACCAGUGUCACGGGGACGAUUGAGGUGGAUGCGCUGGAUCAACGUAUUUUGCGACGCAACCCUCUCAAGCACGGCGUGAUCGAAGCCAUCGCGCGCGUGUCGGUACUGCGAACUCUGGAUCGCGUAUUGCCCUCGACUGACACAUCCACCAACGGCAGCGACUACCUGCUCACCUCGCUAUCUCUAUUCUCGCUCUACGAACCGUGUGUAUACUGCACCAUGGCUCUCGUUCAUUCGCGCGUAUCUGAAGUGUACUUCCUCCUCCCUUCGCCCGGCCGUGGCGCGUGCUCCGGCGCACACCUCCCCGACGCUGCCAAAUGCGACGCCGGCCACAACGGCGGCAUCUACGCUUUGCAGGAACAGAAAGGCUUAAACCACUCUUUCGCCGUCUGGCAAUGCAUGCUCCACCACCUCCAGCUACCCGAUCUUCCAUACCAACCCUCCACCGAGUCGCUCCACCAUCUGGCACACGAAUUCGACAUCGGUCUUCUCGAUCCUUGA
Molecule: messenger RNA, 2115 nt
Organism: Mycosarcoma maydis (corn smut)
Lineage: Eukaryota; Fungi; Basidiomycota; Ustilaginomycetes; Ustilaginales
Exons: 1
Coding region: 1-2115 (704 amino acids)
Cellular component (GO): nucleus; cytoplasm
Molecular function (GO): tRNA-specific adenosine-34 deaminase activity; protein binding
Source: RefSeq, a predicted model, not a curated record